Saccostrea cuccullata (small rock oyster) is the source of this 1860-nucleotide messenger RNA. Its product is annotated as acetyl-CoA carboxylase-like. The record is from RefSeq and is a predicted model, not a curated record. Gene Ontology annotation, molecular function: acetyl-CoA carboxylase activity. The coding region runs from base 69 to 1808 and encodes 579 amino acids. Gene Ontology annotation, biological process: fatty acid biosynthetic process. Lineage: Eukaryota; Metazoa; Mollusca; Bivalvia; Ostreida; Ostreidae. Gene Ontology annotation, cellular component: mitochondrion. The transcript has 15 exons.
CCAAAGAUAUAGAAAAGGGAUUUAAAUACCUGUACCUGACCCCUGUUGAUUUUAAGAAAGUUAGUGCCAUGAAUUCCGUCCAUGCUGAGCUUAUAGAAGAUGAGGGAGAACCCAGAUAUAAAAUUAUUGAUGUCAUAGGUAGAGAGGAAGGUCUAGGGGUAGAGAAUUUAAGAGGAUCAGGAAUGAUUGCCGGGGAGUCAUCUAUAGCUUACAAUGAUAUCAUUACAAUCAAUUUGGUAACCUGUCGAGCUAUAGGUAUUGGUGCCUAUCUGGUCAGACUGGGACAGAGAACUAUACAAGUGGAGAACUCACACAUCAUCCUCACUGGUGCAGGUGCACUUAACAAGGUCCUUGGUAAGGAGGUGUACACCAGUAACAAUCAGCUGGGAGGAAUCCAGAUCAUGUACACUAACGGAGUCACACACGACGUAACAGCUGACGACUUCGAGGGCGUCUACAAAAUCAUCAAGUGGCUGUCAUAUAUGCCUAAGUGUAAGGGUUCCCCAUUACCAGUACUAGAUACAGGGGAUCCUAUAGACAGACUGGUGGACUUCAUCCCCACAAAGGCUCCCUACGAUCCCAGGUGGAUGCUGAAUGGACGACAAAAUCCAGAUGAUAAGAAUUCCUGGCAGAAAGGCUUCUUUGAUCACAAGUCUUUCCAUGAAAUCCUACAGCCUUGGGCACAAACAGUGGUCACAGGUCGAGCAAGGUUGGGCGGGAUCCCCGUGGGGGUGAUUUGUGUAGAGACCAGAACAGUAGAAAUGACCAUACCAGCCGAUCCUGCCAAUCUAGACUCAGAGACCAAGGUGAUACAACAAGCAGGUCAGGUAUGGUUCCCAGACUCGGCCUAUAAGACAGCUCAGGCCAUUAAGGACUUCAACAGAGAGGACCUCCCUCUGAUGGUGUUUGCAAACUGGAGAGGAUUCUCAGGGGGAAUGAAAGAUAUGCACGACCAAGUCCUUAAGUUUGGCUCCUACAUUGUGGAUGCCCUCACAGAGUAUAAUCAACCCAUCAUGAUUUACAUCCCCCCAUAUGCCGAGCUGAGGGGUGGAGCCUGGGUAGUGGUUGACCCAACAAUUAACCCCACCCACAUGGAAAUGUAUGCGGAUGAACUCAGCAGGGGAGGUGUCCUUGAACCAGAGGGAACCGUAGAAAUCAAGUUCAGGAGGAAGGACCUGGAGAAGACCAUACAGAGACUGGACCAGACGUGUCGCCAGAUCGUGGAGAAACUGACCAGUCCACAGCUGAAUCCAGACGAGAAGGAGGAGCUCCAGAAACAGCUGGCAGCUCGCCAGGAAAAGUUACUCCCCAUGUACCACCAGGUGGCGAUACAGUUCGCUGACCUCCAUGACACUCCUGGGAGAAUGGAGGAAAUGGGGGUUAUUACUGACAUACUUAAAUGGCAGAAGAGCCGUGAAUUCUUCUACUGGCACCUGAAGAGGAGGUUGUUAGAAAGGCAGCUUAAGAAGAAGAUGAAGCAGUUCACACAGAACGUCGGGGAGGGGGAGCUCAACUCCAUGUUACAUCGCUGGUUUGUGGAGGACAGGGGCACUGUCAAUGCUUACCUAUGGGAGGAUGACAAAGCUAUGGUGGAGUGGUUGACAGAACAGAUCAGAGAAGACAGUAUAGACAACGCUGUAUCAGACAACAUCAGAUGUCUACAGAGGGAGCAUGUCCUACAACAAGUCAGGAGUUUGAUACAAAACAAUCCAGAGGUUGCUAUGGAUUCUAUUGUUCACAUCACUCAACACAUGACCUCAAGUCAAAGGUCAGAGGUCUCCAGAAUUCUGGCCAACAUGGACACGUGACCAGAAUGGACAAUUAGAAUCAACAGUGACUGUAUUUAAAAACAUAUCUAUU